This is a messenger RNA of Tetrahymena thermophila SB210, 3117 nucleotides long. Its product is annotated as ubiquitin carboxy-terminal hydrolase. The record is from RefSeq and is a predicted model, not a curated record. NCBI's taxonomy places the organism in Eukaryota, Ciliophora, Oligohymenophorea, Hymenostomatida, Tetrahymenidae. Gene Ontology annotation, molecular function: cysteine-type endopeptidase activity; cysteine-type deubiquitinase activity. Gene Ontology annotation, cellular component: nucleus; cytosol. Gene Ontology annotation, biological process: protein deubiquitination. The transcript has 8 exons.
AUGGAAUUCAUUUAUAAACGAGUAACAUUUUAGUUAGGGGAUGUGUUGAAUAGUGAUUCAUUUUAUCCAAAUUCAUUUUUAAAAGAAAAUGGCAUUAAACCAUUAGAUGAAGAUGAAACAGAGGAAGAAAUUUAAAGAAAAAGGAUUCUCCUAGAAAAAUAGGAGGAAGAACGUUAGAGGUAAAUAAAAUAAGAGUAAGAAGAAUUAGAACAGCUGAAAAAAUCAUAAGAGUAAAAAUAAUUAGAAGAAAAUGAAAGAAUUUAAAAGGAAUAGUCAGAGAAGAUCAAAUAAGCUUAAAAGGGUAUUUUAAAAAAAUCAAAAACCUCUCUUAAGUAGCCAAUAUAGCUGGAUGAAUAUGGAAAGCCUAUUAAAAAUGAACAUCCUUUGCAUAAGCUAAAAGUUUUUAAUUCUUGGGAAAAAUUAUAUAGAGUAGGACCUGGUUUAACUAAUUUUGGAAAUACAUGUUUUAUAAAUAGCGUACUGCAAGUUGUAACGUAUACUCCUCCUUUAGCCAAUUACUUUACAUAAAAGAAACACUCAGCUGUGUGUUAAAUUAAUUCUUAAAAAAGGAAAUAAUUAGCCAAUAGCUCAUUACUUUCAAAUACCCCAAGAAACACAUUUAUAAAUUCAAACAAUUUUUGUUUAAUGUGCUUUUUAGAAAAUCAUAUGAGAAAAUGCUUUACAGCAACAGUUAACAUUAUACACCCAGUUGUGAUUGUAAAUAAUAUGCAUAAGCUAAUAAAUGAUUUUAAAAUUGGAAAGUAGGAAGACCCUCUCACAUUUUUUACAAUAAUAGUAAGCUAAAUAAAAAAAGAGCCUUUUCAAGUAAAUGAAAAUGAAAGAGAAGAAGGAGAUAAAUAGGAUUUAAGGAUACAACAUAAUGAAAAAGAAAAAUAAACAGAAAAAAUCUUUGAAUUAGAUACAAAAAAAUAAAAUGAGUAAUAGGAUGAUAAUGAUGAUGAUUCUGAUAUAAGUUAAAGUAGAAAGGAAGAAGAAAAAUAAUAUAUUGAUGCUCUAAAUUAAAAAAAUGCAGACUUAUUUAAUAAUAUGUUCACGGGAGCUAUUUAAUACAACAUAACGUGCUAUUCUUGUAAAACUGAAUAAAUAUAAUAUGAAAUUUACUAUACAAUUGUUUUAGAUAUAAAAGGAAUGGAUUCAUUAGAUGACUGUUUAAGUGCUAAAUUUGCAGAGAAAGAAGUAGUUUGCAAAUAAUGCAAAUAUCAAAAGGCUAUCAGAACAGCAAAUAUAUAUAACUUUCCAAAUGUAAUGGUGAUAAAGAUAAACAGGUUUUAUGAAAUUAUGAAAAUUCAAAAAAAUAUUGAAUUCAAGACAGAACUAAACUUGUAAGAGUACUCUUUAUCUAAAUAAUACUCUCCUGCCACUAACUACAUUUUAUAUGCUAUGAUAACUCAUUAAGGUUCUGUGGCAUGGGGAGGACAUUAUUAUAGCUACAUAAAAGACUCUAGUGAAAAUUGGUUUUGUAUGAAUGAUUCUUCAGUAAAAUAAGUAUCGUUAAAUGAGAUGAGAAACGAUCCUCCUUAUUUACUUUUUUAUAUCAAAUAAGAACCUUCUCACUAGUUGGCCAUUCCUGAAGAUUUGGUUAGGCAAAAAGAUCAGUUGAAGGAGCUUUCUAGAAGUCUUAGUUAAAAAAGAAAUUUGAAUAUAUCUUCUAGAAAAAAAAUUGAUAUUACUCCUGAAAAUUUCUACAACGUGUAAGAAUCAUAAAUCCUUUCAGCAAAGAAUGGCAGUAAUAUAUUUGUAAAAAGAAGUAAUAAUGCAAGUCCAAUAUAAAAAUCGCCUAAUGGUAUAUAAAUUGGUCCUCUUAGAGAACCAUCUAAAUCUCCAUAGCAUAAUAGACUUAAAAGUUCUUUAGGUGUUAUUGGAGCCUAUUCACCAAUGAGAUCUAGAGCAUCUUCGAUUAACGAAGAAACACCUCUUUCUUAAUAGCCUCAUUAAACAAAAAAUUAAUAGAAAAAGUAAUAAAUUAGAAGAGCUUUUAUAACUCCAUAAAGAAAUAGGGAGCCUAGCUAUGAAAUGAAAAAGAUAACACAUGAAGAAAAAUCAUAUUACUUAAUUCCUAUAAGUGAUGAAAAACAAAGAUAUUCUAUAUCUAAUUAGGUUUAAGGAGACAAUUAAACAAUUUUCAAAAGAAAGCAAAAGCAGCAGAGCUCUUAAGGAGUGAAUACUUCAACAAAUAAUCCUAUUACAAAUUAAGACAAAGCUUUCUAAUAAAAUUUUGAAUUCGAAAGAUCAAGAGUUGUCAAAAUGCCCAAAAUAAAAAAAUCUAAUGGUGAUUAAUAAGAUUAUUUAAAACUUUCAGAGCUUUCUAUGAUGUCACCUCAUAAACUUAUUGCUCCAUUUGCUACAGUUAAGAAUUCUGAUAAAAAAAGAAUGUUUGAUCAUUAAAAUUUGAAUUAAUCUGCUCAGUGUAGUCCUAACAGAAAUAAUAAAUAAUUUCACUUCUAUGAAGAUUAUGAAAAGCGUUUUUCUGGUCAAGGAUUUGCUUAGCAGGUCUACAAUAUUUCUUAUGUGAGUGGAAGCUCUACUAAAGUAACAGACUGUAUCCCAUUCAUAAGUCCAAAGAAGCCAAAUUAUUCCCUUAGUUUACCUUAAAAUAAUGAAGGACCAUUUAAUUUUGGUUUCACUCAUGAAGAUGCUAGACCUUUUAAUACUUUUAAUCUGAAAAGACACAAGUAAAAUAGUUAAGAUGAUAAUAAUUCAGAAUAUUAAUCAAAUCUAUCAGCAUUAAGCUGCACAGAACCUUAUAGGAGUAAUAAAGAUAAAACUCCAUCAGAUUUAUAAAAUACUUUAGAAUUAACUAAUUAGUAUUAGUUUUAAAAUACAGCUAAAACGAAAACUUAAACUUCUAAUUUUACAUCUAAAUAAAUAACUGAAAGAUAAAACUGUUUAACUAAUCCAAACAAGACCUUCAAAAAGAGAAAAUGUAGAAAGAGAGCUUCCAGCUUUAAUCAUUUAAGAACUCUACUAAAUAAUUGUGAAUAAAGAAACCAAAGUCUUCCUGAAAAAUUGUUUUAUAAGAACACAAAUGUAAUUAUAAAAAAGAAAAAGAAAAACUAAAAAAGUGCAAAACCUUAAAAACCAGACUGGCAAUUCUGA